GACAAGACGUAACCAGGUGGUGGAGCUGGUUAUAUGAACUGACCGGCGACUGUCCAGGCGUCGAAAAUAAAUUUGGAAAGACAUACCACAGCCUAGUUCUCGAGGGUGAUUUUGACCCAGGAAGUCAUGUUGACCAAGGUCCUUACAGGGAAGUUGACCUUUACCUCCCUGAAGCCACUAGACUUGACCAAUUUCACAAGACAAGAGCUCAGGGAUUACUUCAACAACAGUUAUGACCUGAAUGAGAGCCUCUUUACCAGCCUGAAAGAUGAUUCGGUGAUGUAUCAGGUACCUGACCGGCUGCGUCUACCCCUCAUCUUCUACUAUGCUCACACGGCCUCUGUAUUCGUUAACAAGCUCAUCCUGGCGGGUCUUCUUGAGGAGCGUGUCAAUCUGGAGUUUGAGACCAUGUUUGAGACUGGGGUUGAUGAGAUGUCCUGGGAUGACACUGAAAAUUAUCGCAUGGGUGGAAGUUACAAAUGGCCGAAUUUGGACGAGGUGGUAGAUUACCGUCGGCAGGUGCGAAACCUGAUCCUGGCCAUCAUUGACACCAUCCCUCUAGAUCUGCCGGUUACCAUGGAUACACCAAUGUGGGCACUUUUUAUGGGUAUGGAACAUGAAAGAAUUCAUGUGGAAACUUCCUCGGUUUUGAUUCGUCAGCUUCCUGUUACCAUGGUUACCAGGCCCGAUGGAUGGGUAUAUGGCCCAAGCAAACAUGGUCAGGGUGCUGGAGAGAACAAACUGGUCCGUGUUGAGAAACAGGAUGUGACAUUUGGGAAACCUCGAGAUUUCCCGUCCUAUGGCUGGGACAAUGAAUAUGGAGAAGUGUCCUGCAGUGUUCCUGAAUUUGAUGCCAGUCAGUAUCUGAUUACCAACCGUGAGUUUCUGGAAUUUGUCAAAGCUGGUGGUUACCAAGACAACCAGCUGUGGUCAGAGGAAGGCUGGGCGUGGCGUGUCUACAAAGAUGCCAGUCAUCCGAUUUUCUGGACGUGUGAUAAAGGCUGUAAGAGUGGUUGUGGUGGGGUGUUGGUAAAGUACUCUCACUGCCAGGCAAAAACCAGCACCAUCUGCCCUCAGACAGAAGUGGACAACGGUCACAGCUCCACCACCUACAGGUAUCGUCUGAUGUUUGAUGAGAUAGAGAUGCCCCUGGACUGGCCAGUGACAGUCAACUACCAUGAGGCUCGGGCGUACUGUGCCUGGAGGGGCCCGGGGUUCCGUCUGCCCGCAGAGGCGGAGCAUCAGCUGAUGAGGGGGACUCAGAAACUGGUGAUAGAUGGGGUGUCUAGUGACAUCAUCUACUCAGACAAAAUUGAGGCUAACAUCAAUCUACAGUACGGAUCCUCUACGCCUGUGAAUCUGUACAGCCCCACGAGCGCUGGGUUCUACGACGUGUUUGGUAAUGUCUGGGAGUGGACUGAGGAUCACUUCAAUGGCCUGCCUGGAUACCAGAGUCACUGGCUGUACGAUGACUUCUCUUCACCCUGUUUUGAUGGCAGACACAACAUGAUCCUGGGUGGCUCGUGGAUUUCCACUGGGGAUGAGGCCUCACGCUUCGCUCGCUACUCAUUCAGACGACACUUCUUUCAACAUUGCGGUUUCCGUGUGGUCUGCAGUGUGUCUACUGACAGCCAGAAACCCACACUGCCUGUCCGAUUGGUCAGUCCAACGGUCUUCAUUCCAGGGCUUGGAGUCACAGAGAAUAAGACACCACUGAUCAAGCAGGUUGAAGUUGAGUUUGUGAAGACCACCAACAGCCAGUUCACAUUUGAUGAGGAGCCAGCAUUAUGGGGCAUCACUGAGCUGGAGUUUGGGUUCCGAGAUGACUUUGCUUCCUCUGUUGCUGAGGCAGCCAUGUUCUUUGUGGAGCUGUUCAAAGCUGAGCGAUCUUCCGCUCUUCACCUGGGCUCUGGCCUGGGUAAAAUCUCAUUCCUGCUGAACCAGCACUUUGACAAGGUGCUAGGAGUGGACUUCUCCGGGAGAUUCAUUAGUUCUGCACUGACCUUACAGGAGCACAAGCAGCUGACGUAUCACAACACUACUGACUUGGAGGCCACCAUUACACUACCACCCCAGCUCAAGACAAACAAUGUUGUCUUCAAACAGUGGACAUGGGUGCCUAAUGAAGUAGGUCAGCAUGACCUAGUUUUGUUGACAUUCUUGGAUCGCACUCUUCAUCCAAAAGCUUGGCUGGUGCGUCUCUGGGAAAUUGUGAGGAAGACAGGAAUUGUUGUGAUUGUUUCUCGGGACAACUGGAACAGGGAAACACUUGCAGCUGUUUUUGGAAACAGGUUGCAUUACGCAGAUUCCAAGAGCAUCGAGUAUGAACUGUCAUCGGGUAGACACCAGACACUGGUCACAGUUUGGCGACGAGAGUAACCUCCCUUGCCUGGAAACCUGUCAGUCGUCUCCUGUAAAGCUUUCCUAACUUUCAUGAUGCAGGCAAAUACUUUCCGGUGAAGUAAAAUUUUUACAAAAUGUUGGUCUUGUUUUACCGAUUUUUCAGUCUUUUCAGUUGUUUUUAACAGGUGUUUUACCAAUGAAGACAUUUUUUUACCUUGGUUUAGAUAUAAAUAUAUAUAUAUAUAUAUAU
Messenger RNA from Liolophura sinensis, 2593 nucleotides. RefSeq lists its product as uncharacterized. Gene Ontology annotation, molecular function: formylglycine-generating oxidase activity. Bases 127 to 2379 code for a protein of 750 amino acids. The transcript is spliced from 19 exons. The record is from RefSeq and is a predicted model, not a curated record. NCBI's taxonomy places the organism in Eukaryota, Metazoa, Mollusca, Polyplacophora, Chitonida, Chitonidae. Gene Ontology annotation, biological process: protein oxidation.